GACGUAUGGGUGUAAUGUAGAGCGAAUAUUUUUGUUGUCGUAGACACGCAGUGUCACGCGGUGUUUGUAACAGGAAGAGCUGUCAGCUUCAGUAUCGCACAAGACCAUAUACAGUUGUGCAACCGAUGACCUUCAUUUUAGGCAGGAUUUAUUUUUUCUGCGUACAAGCAUUCAGGCCAGAGCUGCCGAAGACGUUUCUAUUUGUGAAAGGUGCAGAAGUUCAGUGUAAAUUGCAUGUAAUAUUAUGGCUGGCUGACUCAUGGAAUAAGCAAGAGUAACCAAGAGUUUGCUGAAGACAUGAAUAUACUGGAGUCCUGAUAGCAGCCAUCAUGACGACAGAGGCUGUGUCCUCGGGGACUCGACCUCAGAUCCCAGCUCCUGUGCAGAAAGAUGACUACCACUUUUUGCGCUCUUUCGCAGCUGGAGGUGUUGCAGGGUGCUGUGCCAAGUCCACCAUAGCGCCUCUCGAUAGAGUGAAAAUUUUACUACAAGCUCAAAAUCCACAUUACAAACACCUUGGAGUGUUUGCCACACUUAAGGCUGUGCCAAAGAAAGAGGGUUUUCUUGGACUCUACAAAGGAAAUGGAGCUAUGAUGAUCAGGAUUUUCCCAUAUGGAGCCAUUCAGUUUAUGGCUUUUGAUCACUACAAAAAGUUCCUUAACACACAACUUGGAAUAUCUGGGCACAUUCAUCGGCUUAUGGCAGGAUCUAUGGCAGGGAUGACCGCAGUUAUUUGCACUUAUCCACUCGAUGUUAUCCGGGCUCGCUUAGCAUUUCAAGUGACAGGAGAGCAUCGCUACACUGGCAUACGAAACGCCUUUCAAACUAUUUACCUUAAGGAAGGAGGAAUCACUGGAUUCUACCGGGGUCUGACCCCAACAAUCAUUGGCAUGGCUCCAUAUGCAGGCUUUUCUUUUUUUACUUUCGGUACAUUGAAGACUCUGGGACUGACUCACUUUCCAGAGCUCUUAGGCAAGCCAUCUCUUGACAACCCCGAUGUUCUCGUGCUGAAGACUCACGUCAAUCUGUUGUGUGGUGGAGUCGCCGGAGCAAUUGCUCAAACUAUAUCAUAUCCACUAGAUGUUGCCCGGAGGAGAAUGCAGUUAGGUUCAUCAUUGCCUGAUUCUGACAAAUGUUGCAGCCUCACAAAAACACUGAAUUACGUGUACACCCAGUAUGGUGUCAAGAAAGGACUGUAUCGUGGCCUGUCCCUCAACUACAUCCGCUGUAUACCAUCACAAGCCGUUGCCUUCACCACAUAUGAGUUCAUGAAGCAAGUUCUUCACCUAAACUAGAAGAAUAAGUGACUUAAAGCCUUAAAGGAACAAGUUGAAACGACCCCUGGCAACAUCACAGCAGCCCUGCCUGCCAUUCCAGUCACCAGUCAUGUGAACUCCAGUUCUUACAAAACACCCACACAAACGUCAAACCUGUGGCUGCUUCGCACACCCCAGCAACAGUCACUAUGAUUACAGAGACAAAAGCUUGCUUUGCCAUUAUGUGUGGAUCAGGAACAUGCCCCCGAACAACCGACAAUGAAAAUACCAUGGAAACCUGCGUCUGAAACUUGCCUGUAUGAAGCCGUCCCAUUUCAUUUUGUAUAAUAUGCCUUCGCUUAUCACUCAUAUACAUUAAGCAAAAUACAAAAUCACGGUUGAUUUUACCUAUGUGGACAGGUAUAUCACAGUGCUUUUAACUAUGACUGUUCACACCUUUCUUUUAAAACGUCAGAAACCUAAAUAUGGAAGUUGAUUUUUUCUUUGCGAAAUUUCAUUUAUAUGUAGCAUUUUAUUUCAGUCACCUCAAGUCUUAUUGGCUGAUAUUUGUCUCUUUUAGUGAUCAAGAUGACUUCCAUUCAGCAGUAUAGCGAAUGGAAUAGAGUGUACAUAAUGUCUAUGCAGUAUUCAGUCAUGUUCGCAUGCUGUCGUUACUGUGGCUCAAAUUAUAUCUGAUCGAUGCCUUACAGUGCCAUUAAAUUCACAAUCUCCAUUUCGGAAGAGGGCAAUCCAGUGAGGAUGUGUUUGGUGAUCAGCAUAUCACAGCUGAUAUGUAUGUGAAUCUUUUAAAUUAUUGUUCACUGAUUUGGGAUGGGAAAAAAAUGGGUCCCUUAAAUAAAAUAAUGACUUUGCCUUUAUGUAUGCACAGGAGUUCUUUCAAAUACUAUCAAAUAAUUCUGUCUUGCCUCGGUUAUGAAUCUCUUACUACUAUUAUACAGUAAAAAUUCUAUCUGCUAUGUACUAUUAUAUACACUUAAAAAUAUUUUUAAAAAUCGGGAGGGGAAAAGAAGAAAAACGUAUAUGUAUAUAUCUUUUUUUUAAGGGAAAUGAGCACCCUCAAACUUGCAUCAUUUUCCUUCCUUUUGUAAUUGCGUUUUUGUUGCCACGUGGUGGCAGUGUUGCAGUAAUUCGUGUCCUUGAGUCUCUGAAAUUGCACUUCUGAGUUCAUGUGCGUUGAUCGUUUAGCUGCAUGUGUUUCCAAAGAUGGAGGGGGACGUGUAUGAAUUUAUCUGUGUAUAAGUAAAUUCAACAGAAACUGAUGUCAUGGUUUUAUGACAGACCGAGUACAUGUAUGAGUAGCGAAGGUCAUGAACUCAUGAUUCAUUUGUCACAUUUCUAGUUUAUCUGCACUAAGUGCCGUAAAAUGAAUCACUAGAAUAUAAGGUCUGUUUUUUUCUGAUUCUUGAGAACUGAGGAACAAGUUCAUCUUGCUGCUUUGGAUAAAUCACCUUUAUUUAUUUGUCAUUACAAUGUAUUAUAUUUGUAUAAUGAAUGGAUAUUAUGUCAGAUUGUCAGAACAAAUUAACAUUGAGAAUGCCUGUUUUGUACAUGUGAUCAUUUGUAUGAAUGCAUAGAUGAUCAGUAAAGAAAUUUAAAUGUAAAAACUAAUUUCUUUUAAAUAAAAGUAAAGCCUUUUUGUCUUGUGCUGGA
This is a messenger RNA of Megalobrama amblycephala (Wuchang bream), 2927 nucleotides long. RefSeq names its product solute carrier family 25 member 16 (gene slc25a16). Gene Ontology annotation, biological process: transmembrane transport. NCBI's taxonomy places the organism in Eukaryota, Metazoa, Chordata, Actinopteri, Cypriniformes, Xenocyprididae. Bases 330 to 1295 code for a protein of 321 amino acids. The transcript is spliced from 10 exons. Gene Ontology annotation, cellular component: mitochondrial inner membrane. The record is from RefSeq and is a predicted model, not a curated record.